CUCUCUCCCAUGACACACUUUAUAAACCACACCAUCAUCUAAUCAUCAUCUAAACUAAACCACUCUCUCUUCUCUUCAUUCUCCCUCUUAAUUCUUUUCUCUUUUCUUUCUUUCACACAAACUCCUCUUAUUAUGAUGGGUCUUGAUCAAGAUGCUAGCAGCAACUCUGGCCUUCAUCUUAUUCUAGGGUUAGCUUUGACUGCCACCACCACCACUACUCCAUCACUACCAUCCAUUUCCAACAAGCUUGAUCAUGUUGAUCAUCAUCACCAUCUUAUAACUCUUAGACCAACAACAAAGUCACCCUAUAAUUCCUCUGAGGCUGAACCAUCAUUAACGUUGGGCUUGUCCCGUGAGAGUUACCUCAAAGUACCCAAAAACAUCAUAGGACAAAACAGCAACAACAAAGUCUCGUCUUGUGAUGACCCUCUUGAUCACUUGUCCACACAGACUAAUUCACCUCAUCACAGUGCUGUUUCCUCCUUCUCCAGUGGCAGGGUCAAGAGGGAGAGGGAUCUCAGUUGCGAAGAAGUUGUGGAUGCAACAGAGAUUGAUCAGAGGGACCAUAGCUGUGAAGGAAUAGUAAGAGCCACUGACGAAGACGAAGACGGCACCGCCGCCAGAAAGAAACUUAGGCUUAGUAAAGAACAAUCUGCUUUGCUAGAAGAAAGCUUCAAACAACAUAGCACCCUCAAUCCUAAACAGAAGCAAGCUUUGGCGAAGCAGUUGAAUCUUAGGCCACGACAAGUUGAGGUGUGGUUCCAGAACAGGAGAGCCAGAACAAAGCUGAAGCAGACAGAGGUGGACUGCGAGUUCCUAAAGAAAUGUUGUGAGACAUUAACAGACGAAAACAGACGGUUACAGAAGGAGCUUCAAGAGCUUAAAGCACUGAAACUGGCUCAGCCUCUGUACAUGCCUAUGCCUGCGGCAACACUCACCAUGUGCCCCUCUUGUGAGAGGCUCGGCGGCGGCAUCAACGGUGGCGGCGGCGGUUCCCCUAAGACACCAUUCUCCAUGGCUCCUAAGCCUCACUUCUUCAACCCCUUCGCCAACCCUUCUGCAGCAUGUUGAUUGAUUGUUAUUAUAAUUAGGCUUUUAAUUAGUUUUCAUUAAAAAAAAAAAAAACAGCAAAAACCAAAGAAGAGUUGCCCCACAACCUUUGUAUUUUUUUGGUUGAGGGAUACGUCUUAUGAACUACAUAGCUAGUGAAAAAAAGGUUAAGGGUGUAAUUAAUUAACUAAUAUACUGUAGAAAUUUGUAACUGCUGAUUAGAAUUACUUUUUACUCUUCCUUUAUUAAUGUUAUGUUUAUAAAUGGUUAUAGAAGACAUCCAUCUAUGAAGGAAUUAAUGACUUUUUUUAA
Messenger RNA from Glycine soja, 1362 nucleotides. Its product is annotated as homeobox-leucine zipper protein HAT22-like. The record is from RefSeq and is a predicted model, not a curated record. The transcript has 3 exons. Lineage: Eukaryota; Viridiplantae; Streptophyta; Magnoliopsida; Fabales; Fabaceae. Gene Ontology annotation, molecular function: DNA-binding transcription factor activity, RNA polymerase II-specific; sequence-specific DNA binding. Gene Ontology annotation, biological process: regulation of DNA-templated transcription. Bases 133 to 1071 code for a protein of 312 amino acids.